AUGUUUGUCAAAUACAAACACUCCCGAGCAAUUUCAGUUCUAUUCCUGCUGCAACUGAGUUCUGCAGAACAAAAUCUUGGCCAACCAGCUAAUCAUAAUGCUGUGCUCAAAAGUAUCUAUGGAGUAGAUUCUGAGUGUCUACAAUACCUGCAAUACAACCAUGUUUGUUCGGUGCGAUGUCGAGGAAUUGUAGCUGGAUUCUGGAAUGACUCUGGACGUUUUCCGUUAGAAACCGUUUGUCGAUUUUAUCGGCCUGAUGCGGAGGACUACGAUUUCUAUAAUCGGACCCAACGAUGUUUGCAAACUGAGAGGGAGUAUUCCACGGAGAAGAGCGUUUGCGCUAAGGCCAGCUGUUCAGUUCAGUGUUACAACGAUCAGUAUGGUCAGCUGGAACCGACUUGUCCAAGAUACAUUCCCACAUCCUAUCUCCGGUUGGUUCAACUUAUGAUGGAUUGCAUCAAGUUUCUCCAAUUACCGAAAGCUGUAUUGCAGAAGAUCCUCCAAAACGGACCGAUGUCUGCACCCGAGGGCCUUUGCGUAGUUCGCUGUUUCGGAAUUCGUGCGGGUUGGUAUCAUGACUCGAGUGGACCCGAUUUGGAACGCAUUGCAGUUCAAUGCGGGGGAUACGAAAAUGAAGUAUCAGUCAACCGAAAAUCUAAACAGUGCAUAAGGCGAUUGCAAGCCGACAAUUCCUUGGACCAAUGCCAGUUUGCAGCUCGCUCGAUGAUCGAAUGUAUUGAAGCCCCAUUUGCAUUAAUUAAAAUUUUAGCAAAUAUUCUGAAAGGUAUUGCCGAAUUGUUCAAAACCCUAGUCGAAAAACUAGAGGACAUCAGUACUCAGAACGGUGGUUCGGUUUUAGGUGAUACCGAGCUAGCAAAGUUUUCGAGCGACUUUGAUGCGAGUGAGGCUGAAAAUGCGGGGCCGAUGUUUAGCAUUGGGGGUCCUGAAUAG
Uranotaenia lowii is the source of this 951-nucleotide messenger RNA. Its product is annotated as general odorant-binding protein 45-like. Lineage: Eukaryota; Metazoa; Arthropoda; Insecta; Diptera; Culicidae. The transcript has a single exon. Gene Ontology annotation, biological process: sensory perception of smell. Gene Ontology annotation, molecular function: odorant binding. The coding region runs from base 1 to 951 and encodes 316 amino acids. The record is from RefSeq and is a predicted model, not a curated record.